Messenger RNA from Trametes versicolor FP-101664 SS1, 1065 nucleotides. RefSeq lists its product as uncharacterized. The transcript has 2 exons. The coding region runs from base 1 to 1065 and encodes 354 amino acids. The record is from RefSeq and is a predicted model, not a curated record. NCBI's taxonomy places the organism in Eukaryota, Fungi, Basidiomycota, Agaricomycetes, Polyporales, Polyporaceae.
AUGGGAGUUUUUCCUCCAGAGUGCAUUCCCCGGCUUGGCUCCUUCAUCUCGGCGCUCACCUCAUGGCGUGUGCGCCACAAGCCUAUCACGGUGCAGUAUGCGAAGGAGACCACAUCACCUCUCCUACACGUCACGCACGCCGAGUGCAAACUGGAGGGCGAGUCUCAGCAAAGCCUCCUGCAGCAACUAUUCUAUGUGGACAAGCUCACGAGCUACGACAUAGAGGUACCCGUGUUCGGGCCGAAAUGCCUGAGAACGAUGCGCGCGCGCGCUCUCCGGGAGGAGCUGACCAUGCGCGGCGAGCUGCCCUCGAUCAUCCAGUUCCUCUCCGCGCUUGAGGCCCUUGAACUCCCCAAGCUCGUCGUACGCUUCCGCCGCAGCCAAUUUGAAGCAUCCGUGCGCGUGCAAGACUUCGCGUACUCGCUGCAACUGCCUUCAACGGCCUACGUAAACCUCCACACGGUGGUCCUCUCAGAGACCGAGGCAUACGCGCGUUUCUCCGACGUUUCGCUCACCACACUGCUGUACCCACUUUACAGCUUGCGGCGUCUUGAAGACGUCGAGCUGCGACUCGAGAAGUCUGGCCUGCAUGCCCCCGAUCGCGACAUCGAGAAGCUCGCAAACGCGUGGCGCAACCUCCGCCGCCUCGUCCUCGCGUGCCCUCGCUGCACGGCGGAGAUGCCCACACUCGACUCCCUGUACACGCUCGCAGACACGUGCCGCAGCCUGCUGGAGCUCUUUUUCCCGCAGCUCGAUCUCGUGAACCUCGGGGAGGACAUCAAGCGGUGGCCGCCACAGGAGCCUAUGGACAGCGCGGUGGGCCACCCGCUGCGUUUGGUAGACAUCGCGUGCAACUCGACGACUCGGAUCACGGACAGCCAGGCCAUGCGCAUCGCGCGCUGCAUCGACAGCCUAUUCCCAAACAUCGAUAUCAACGAGAGCUUGGUGCACGACGGCAGUGUGGAGGCGAUAUUGUCAGACUGGUACUCGAUCCGGGUGAACAUCAUGGCGACAAAGGCUCUCCGGAAGCAUGCGCCUGGGCGAGCAUAUCUCGACCGAAAGUAA